UCAAAAAUCUCUUUCCAUGUGCAAGUCUUGCCAUUGCUUCAUCAUUUCUUGCUGGCUCUCUUCCCAUGUGUUGAGAAUACAGUUCAUCUUCAACUAAAAGAUUUCUCAAUGUCACGUUCUUGAACAUGUCUUUGUUCUUUACACCCACUCCUUUUGCUAUUUGAGUUUCAUUUCUUUUUGUCCCACUCAUUUUCCCUUUCUCAAACUAAGCCAAAUUGAACAUGGAUUCCAGAACCCUUCUUGAUUAUGCACUGUUGAAGCUCACCCCAACUAGAACAAGAUGUGAUCUUGUGGUGUUUUCUGGGGGUAAAAGUGAGAAAUUGGCUUCUGGGUUAGUGGAACCCUUCAUUUCUCACUUGCAAUUUGCUAAAGAUCAGAUUCCAAAAGGUGGCUAUUCAAUCACUAUGCGCCCACCUUCAACUCAUGCCUACUGGUUCACCAAAUCCACAUUCCAAAGAUUUGUACGCUUUGUAAGUACACCUGAAAUUCUUGAGAGGUUUAUGCGUUUGGAACGAGAGAUUUCACAAAUCGAGAGUUCCAUUCAAUCCAACGAAUGCUCCAAUGGCAAUUCAGAGGAAGGAAGCUCACCAGCUAAUGGUGACACCACCAGGAAAUCAAAUGAUUCUUUCAAGGCAAAAAGUGAAACCGAAGAAGCUGAUAAUGCUGCACCAAAAGAAAACUCCAAGAUUCGACUUCAGCGUCUCAUGGAUACCCGAAAAGCAUUACUUCGGAAAGAACAGGCCAUGGCUUAUGCACGUGCAACAGUUGCUGGCUUUGAGAUAGACCAACUGGAUGAUCUCCUACAGUUUGCUAAUUCUUUUGGUGCCUUACGGCUUAGGGAAGCAUGUGUUGACUUCAAGGAACUUUACAAACAAAAGCACACAGAUGGCCAAUGGAUGGAUGAGGUAGCUGCAAUGAAAGCAUGCUCCCCAGCAGAGCUGUCCUACUUGGGAAAUCAAGGUGUUAUUCUUGCAUAUGACAAUAGUGGCUCUUUGGAUAGUUCUGACUCGAAGGAAUCAACAAAUUCAAAUGGUGUCAGAGAUGAGAAUCUUCCUGCAUCAGAGCAGUCCAUGUCAGCAAAAGCUCAGAUGCAGAUGCCAUGGCAGAAUCAGAUUCCUCCGUAUAUGUACAACUUUCAUGGUCCAGCUCAACAGAUUCCUUAUGCUGGCAUGCAUCCUUUACAAUAUUAUCCAGCACAUAUGCAGUGGCCACAAAGUGUAAAUGGCUCAACAAAUGGUCCUGUUCGAGACUCUCGCCGGCGAUCAAAGAAGAAGGAGAAAGAACAUGACAGUUCAGAAGAUGAUGAACAAACUGAGUCCAGCGCCUCUGAUUCUGGAACUGAUUUAGAUGAAGUUAGGAAGCAUGAGAAAAACCAUUCUUCAAGGGAGAACUCACAUACUAAAAAGCACAAGAAGAAAUCCUCAAAAACAGUUGUAAUCCGCAAUAUCAAUUAUAUCACUUCCAAUAGAAAGAAUGAGGAAAAGGAUGGUUCCUCUUAUGAUUCUUCGUCAGCUGAAUCUCUUUUACUCGAUGAAGAUUCUAUCAAAGAGCAGGUAGAUGAUGCUGUUGCAGUACUGGAGAAACGUCGCCACUCAAGAGCACGAAGGAACAAGAAUGAAUCAAAUGGUUAUGGCAACACAGACCUAAAUGAGGGUGUGUCGCCAAAGACAUCUGAGAAAGCAAAAGGAAAUGAGGCAUGGGGUGCAUUCCAGAAUAUUCUGAUGAGUUGUGAGGAGUCAAGUAUGAAUGGGGUAAGCGAUCCUUUGAACUUCCAGGAUGAAGGCUGUGGUAUCAAAAAUUCUAGUGACGGGGUUUCAUUCACAAUUAGCAAUGGUGCGGAGUUGGGAUCUGGGAAGGUCAGAAGAGAGCAUCUGACAACUGAUGAUUCUCUUCUCAUGACCAAAAAUCAUGAACAAAGUGGCACAAAGGUUAGCAUGGUAGAUUUUGCCAAUGGUGAGGAUAUGCGGCCAAGUUUGAAGAAAGGAGUUUCUGAAGAUGAGCAUCUUCUAUUUUCGCACAAAGAACCAUCAGGGGGAAGUACAUUGGGAACUCCGUCUGAUUUUGGUGCUGAAUCCUCCACUGUUAGAAGUAGUAAGGGGGAAGAUUGGUUUGUAGUCAACCACUCGGGCGGUUCAGAAACUCAAGAGGCUAAGCAAAUAAUAUUUGACUAUGACAGUAGCAUGUCGAUGCAGAAAAGUUCCUCUCACACCGAAACUGAAAGAGCUGCUCCAAUUGAUGAUUCUUUCAUGGUACAGUCUCAACCAUCUUUUGAUGAUCAUUAUAACUCUCAGUGGAAAACAAACAUUAGCAUGGAUGCAGACAUGCUUGCUGCAGAAAAUGCUGAUCCAGUUGCAUCAAAAGCCAAGGUUAGUACAUCUGCGGCCAGUCAACCUGAUGACCUCUGUGUGGUGCUUACAAGAGACCCAAGUUUGGAUCCCGUUGAGGCAUCUUGGCAACCACAGUUGGAUUUUGGUUUUGAAGCUUCUUUCGUGGCAGUUGAGAAAAAAUCUUCUGCUGUUGAGGUAAAUAGUUCUACUGAAGAAAAUGCUCCUGCAAAAAGUAAAGGCACAAGUAAUAAGGACGGUCCUGCAAAGACCGGAAAAGAUGCAAGGUCUAAAGUCUCCGGGGGAUCCUUGUCAAGGAGCAGGAUUGAUGCUUUAGCAAAGAGCAAGAAGAUGUCUCCUUCUAACAAGCUGACAACCCAAAAGAGCAAAUUAGAUCGGGAGGAAGAAAUGCGCAAGAGAAUGGAAGAAUUAGUGAUCGAGAGGCAAAAAAGAAUCGCGGAAAGAACAGCAGCUAAGGGUUCGGGUUCAGCAGCUUCCAAGAAAGUGCCAGCAGGAAGUAAAACAGUUUCCUCAAAGAUUUCAACUUCAUCCAAAGUUCACACUUCACACAUUACCAGUACAGGUCAAGCACUAAGGACAUAGCCCUGUCCAGGAAAACUAUGAACCGGCCUUAAACACGAACUUAAACAUCCACAACUUGUGUGGAUUAUCCACAAAUAUCCUGGACAAAUAAAGUCUUCCCGAUGGAACUUAGAGAUUCUUUCUUUACUAGGAGAGAAAUAAAAGCAGUGUUGCUUGCUGCUUUAAUGCAAGUUCGUUCUCAUUUUCUAGACAUUCAUGUCCCAUCAUAAGGUUUUGCCAGUAUAGUUUUUUGAGGCUUUGUUUUUAUUUGUAUACUGCUAUUUGUUCAUAUGUUUUGUAAAGCUAUAUGUAAAAUUAUUCUUAAUUCACAUAUGUUUUUAUGUAUAAUAUAUCACAUUUUAAGAACCACUAGCUCUGUUAAAGCAGACACUUACUCUA
This is a messenger RNA of Nicotiana attenuata, 3305 nucleotides long. RefSeq lists its product as uncharacterized. NCBI's taxonomy places the organism in Eukaryota, Viridiplantae, Streptophyta, Magnoliopsida, Solanales, Solanaceae. The record is from RefSeq and is a predicted model, not a curated record. The transcript has 9 exons. Bases 222 to 2927 code for a protein of 901 amino acids.